AAGUUAAACUGCCUUGACAGAUGGCUAACUAAAAUUAGUUGUCAGUGGUCAUCUAAACCCAUUGAGAGGCCAUUGCUGAAAUAACUAGUACAUGGCUGCAGACUGUAAAGCUAUGGCUUUGAAAACUCACUUUGAGUCACAGUUUCAGAGCUUUCUAGAAAGGUCUGCUGAUCUAAUCUCAGUUUUUCAAAUUAUUGUUAAGGCUUGUCCUCAAAUUGUCAUCAAUAUCUUAUCAGUAUCACUAAGGGUGAAAAGCACUAAAGUUCCACUUGUCAAAAUGAACACGACAUAUGGGUAGAUCAGAAUAAUUACUGUUCAUAACAUAUUUGUUGAUUGAAGUUGUCAUAAUCAUGUCAAUAUCUACAUACUGCUAAUCCCAAUAAAGAAAAUAAGGAUGUUGUAGUUCCUUUCAGUGAAAAGCUCAGCCACCUUAAAUCCCGUAUUAACAGAAUUAACCCAGUCAUCGAUGGUAGGAGUGUUUCCCCCUGCCCUUCUUAUCCCUCACUGUCUAACUAUCCAGACAAGUCCUCAGUUCUUCAGAUAACGUCAGCCCACACCAUACACAGGUGGGAAUAUUUUUUUCUAUCAUUCAAACAAGAGAUAAGGAAACGCAUUUUAGACAAAGGAGAGGAACAGGUACCUUGAGGGGAGAAAGAACUCAAGUGGCAAAUACUUGCCUGUGAGUUUGUCACAUUACUAAGACACUAAAAGCCACUGAAAUGGGAAAUAGCACAAGUAGUGCAAUAUCAAAGGAGAUCCUGGAGGACCUGAAGCUCAACACCAAAUUCACUGAGGUUGAGAUCAGCCAGUGGUAUGAAAACUUUCAGAGGCAGUGUCCAACAGGACGCAUAACGCCAGAAGAGUUUGAGCAGAUUUACACCCGCUUUUUCCCAGAGAGCGAUGCCACAAGCUAUGCACGACAUGUGUUUCGCUCCUUUGACACCAACGAUGACGGCACUUUGGACUUCAAGGAGUACAUCAUUGCACUACACAUGACUUCCACUGGGAAGACGACCAGAAAACUGGAGUGGGCCUUCUCGCUGUUUGAUGUAGACAAAAAUGGUUAUAUCAACAAGACAGAAGUGACAGAGAUCUGCCAGGCCAUAUUUAAGCUGAUCCCCAAGGAGGAGCAGAGCAAGCUACCAGAGGAUGAGAACACACCCGAGAAGAGAGCCAACAAGCUGUGGGCUUACUUUGAAAAGAAAGACAACGAGCGACUGGCUGAAGGAGAGUUCAUCAAAGGAGUGAUUGAAAAUGAAAAUGCAAUGCGUCUUAUCCACUAUGAACCACUGAAACAGUAAAGUUUCCCUAACUGUUCCGGUUAUUUUAUCUUUAGAAUCUUUUCAUGCUUUGAAACUCCCCUCACAGCCUUAGACCCUUCCUCUGAUUUAAUCCACUUCCCCCCUUCAUGUAAAUAUUCUUUUCUGCAUUGUUGCAUCUUGGUUGCUAUUCAUUUUUUCAGUAAAGUCACAUUCCCUGUACGUUUAUCUUAACAUUUGUCAAAUUUAUAACAGCUAGAAAGUUUUUGAAAUUUUGGCAUAGGCUUUGAAAAUAAGUUUGAUAUUUGACCUGAAUUCUAAGGCAACUAAACUAAGUAAUAAGCAUAAUAUAUAUCAAAAGAAUGUCACAGUAGGUAGGUAUAUGAUAAAUGCAUGUGUCUGUUGAUAAAAUUUUAACUUUAUUACUGUAAAAUUUCAUGAAUGAUUACAUCAGUAUUAUACCUGACUGUUAGCUUUUUUACAGACCAGAAGAUGCUGUUGUAGAGGAAGUAAAGUCAUGUACCUGAUGUGCUAUAUACAGUGAAUGAAAGGUUUUCUCUAGAUCUGUGCUUUGCAAAUCAGUUCACAUAUGUAAAAUAAAAUAAUAAACCCUUCUUUGACCCAGAAAACCUUCUCUGUAUUUUAAUGCUCCAACUUGACAAAAAUUGUGCUUUAGGUCUUAAAUUUUCAAUUUAUUCCAGAGAGUAAAUCCAGGAUUAGUGUAUAUUACAGGCCAAAUGUCUGAUGUCUAUAGCCUACAUUCAAGGUGAAUAUCAGCAAAUCUUUUAUACCUUCAAACACAUUGAGAAUAAUGAAACAUUUUCUCUAUUAUUAAAGAGUAACUCAUCAUCCGCUAACUGUCUGGUGUUUUUAUGGGCCAUGUUGCACCAGUAUCCCUGUUUAAGAGUUUUGUUUGUAGUCUGUGGGUGUGCGUGCCUGCAUUUCUUUCUAACUUUCAUCCAGACCCCCAUAACCCUCUGCCCUUACAACUCCCUUCACACGCCUUCCCUCUCUUCUGAAUUCUUCUCUCCAUCCAACUCGGGAUUAUUGGUUUACACAUAAUCUUCUGUUCAACAUCAGAGAGCAGACUUUUCAAAAUCUCUGUAAUCUUUCUAUCUCUAUGUGUCUAUCUUAUGGGUUUGUCUGUGCAUCUGUAGAGAGUCUGUUUGUUGUAGCAUCUCUGAUAGAUUUCAUCAAAUCUGCAUCUGUUUCACAUUGGAAACUUCCACAUCAAGGCUUUUUCUUUUGAUCCCACACUAUAGACUUGAAUAAGUAAUAACAGUGAUAAUAAAGUAAAAUCAAUGUCCUCUGGCCAUUUUUGUCCAAGUGAAGACAGAAAAUGUGAGAAAAAAUUACAAUAUACGGUGUAGUGCAUCUUUUCUUCAAAGAGGAGGGUAAGCAGUUUAGUAUCAACAGGAGAAUAAAUAUCUGUUUAAUAAAUUGACUGUAAGUUCAUCAGAAGAUAUAACAGACAAUACAAAUAUUUCUUUUCAUUUGCAUAAAGUAAUGUCCAUUUUCCUCCCAUGAGGCACUGAGAAAUACCCAGAAAAUACGCAUAUCACGUAUGUCAUGUGAACUACAUACAUUGUUGUCUUUACAUGUUGAUAUGUAUUGAUUUCAGUGGCCUUUGAGUCUGGCUGGUAAAUUCCAAGUUGAAUAAAAGUCUAAGCAAAGGAAGAGAAAAACAA
Messenger RNA from Sphaeramia orbicularis (orbiculate cardinalfish), 2947 nucleotides. Its product is annotated as visinin-like. The coding region runs from base 720 to 1301 and encodes 193 amino acids. The transcript has 4 exons. Gene Ontology annotation, molecular function: calcium ion binding. NCBI's taxonomy places the organism in Eukaryota, Metazoa, Chordata, Actinopteri, Kurtiformes, Apogonidae. The record is from RefSeq and is a predicted model, not a curated record.